Molecule: messenger RNA, 573 nt
Organism: Candida dubliniensis CD36
Lineage: Eukaryota; Fungi; Ascomycota; Pichiomycetes; Serinales; Debaryomycetaceae
Exons: 1
Coding region: 1-573 (190 amino acids)
Cellular component (GO): membrane; endomembrane system
Source: RefSeq, a predicted model, not a curated record
AUGAAAAAACUUUUGUUACUUUCGUAUAAUAUUCAAAAUUUUGCUUGCGUAGUAAUACUCAAAGGAAAAAGGGAAAAAAAGAACACACACACACACACAAUUCACAGUCACUCCACACUUUUUUUUAUUAAUAUCAAUUCAUACUUAACAACCUGUUAUUUACUUCAUAAGUGUUUAGUUGCAAUGUUUGGAUCAAAAGAUAAAGAACCUACUGAGAUUUUCAAAAACAAUGAGAAAUUGAGCAUUCAAGACCUUCCUAUUUUCACACGUUCCCAAUUAGCCCAAUAUAAUGGAACCGAUAAACCAGAAUUGUAUGUUGGUAUAAGAGGAUAUAUUUAUGAUGUUACCCCUAAUUCCAAUAGUUAUGGUCCCGGCAAGGCUUAUCAUAAAUUGGUUGGAAAAGAUGUGAGCAGAUUGUUAGGGUUAAAUAAGUUAAAAUUAUCAGAGGAUAGUAAUGAAGAUACUUGGUACACUGAUGAUUUAGAUGAAAAGCAACAAGGAAUAAUUGAUGAUUGGGUCAAGUUUUUUAAAAUGAGAUACAACAUUGUCGGUGUUAUUGUUGAUCAUAAUUGA